Messenger RNA from Oryza sativa Japonica Group (Japanese rice), 1630 nucleotides. RefSeq names its product nudix hydrolase 20, chloroplastic. The record is from RefSeq and is a predicted model, not a curated record. Lineage: Eukaryota; Viridiplantae; Streptophyta; Magnoliopsida; Poales; Poaceae. Gene Ontology annotation, molecular function: 8-oxo-dGDP phosphatase activity.
UAUUGACAUUUUUUUCCCGUUCAAAAAAAAAUAUUGACAUUUUUUUCCCCAACUGCCGGCGAUAUGGCCGCUACGGCCGCCUCCUCCCUGUCCGCCGCCGCCGCCGCCGCUCGCCGGAGCUUCCCCUCCCGCCUCCGACUCCUAGCACGCCGCCGCCGCCUCCCGUUCUCGUCCACCGCCUCCUUCUCCGCCGCUGCGCCACCGGCUGCCGCGGCGAGCUUCGGCUGGGAGGACGCCCUCCGGGUCGCCGCCGACGACCGGCGGGGCGACGAGUCCGACCUCUCCGGGUACUCCCGGAAGGUCGACACCUGCAACCGAGGAAUGGACAAGAAGGGGGAGUUCGUGGCGUUCAUGGUGGAGGAUCAGGUUGUGGGGUAUAUCCACCAAGGUUUUGUUGAACAUCUAAGAGACUUCCGUGAUGUUUUUACCAUUGCCUCGGGCAGCAAUGGAAGCAAUAAUGUUGAACAUGUGACUCUCCAUUCAUCUCUAAGGACUCCAGAUGAACGAACAAAUGCUGUUGGAAGUGUCAUAAGAAGUCUAGGAGAUCUGAUUCCAGGUAUUCGAAAUGAGCUCUAUCCAAUAACAUCAUCUUAUGGCAUGCCUGUGUACUUCUCUCUGGAACGUGCUGCUGCCCCCUACUUUGGUAUAAAGGCUUAUGGAGUUCAUAUGAAUGGGUAUGUUGAGAAGGAGGGCCAGAAAUUUCUUUGGAUUGCUAAGAGAAGUGAUACGAAGCAGACCUUUCCAGGAAUGCUUGAUCAUCUUGUUGCAGGUGGCCUGCCAUAUGGAAUCUCCUGUGAAGAGAAUGUUAUCAAGGAAUGUGAAGAGGAAGCAGGAAUCCCAAGAUCCAUUUCAAGCAAUGCUACCUCUGUUGGAGCGAUCUCUUACAUGGAUAUUGAAGGGUUUAGAUACAAAAGGGAUGUUCUCUUCUGUUAUGACCUUAAACUUCCUCCAGAUUUUGUUCCUAAUAAUGAAGAUGGAGAGGUUGGUAGCUUCAGAUUAAUCCCUGUACCACAUGCUGCAAAUAUUAUCCGGAGGACACAUUUUUUCAAGCCAAAUUGCAACCUUGUGAUUAUUGACUUCCUCUUCCGUCAUGGGUAUAUAAACCCAGAUUACCAUGGCUACCUAAAGCUGCUGCAAAGCUUGAGGAGAGGUGAUUGCUCGUAGUGCUGCCUUCAGUUCAGACUGAUUAUGAGGAUUUUAAAUUCAAGACUUUACUCUGUCAAGUGCUUUCAUCUCCUCCAGUGAUCACUGUUUGUAAUCACAUUUGUCGAGCAUUGGUUCAGAUUCUUGAAAACCUUAACCUCCAUGGCUCCAUAUGCAUACAAUCUGAAGCAUCAACGGUGGCUCGGAUUAUCCAACUAGCAAGUGCAAAUGUUUGCUUGAUAUUUGAUUUUUGCCAAACAAGUUCGGGUGUUUGAUUUGCUUCAGCGAAUUUGUGAUGAUGGACACCAGGCGUUGCGGAAGGUGGAUCACAUGGCAUGGAACCAUGGAUGGAUAGUUCGUCCCUUAUCCUGUCUCUUUUUUUUUUUUUCUGGAAAACAGAGGAUAGUACUGGAUUUGAGUAUGAACAUAAAUAGUGAGGGAAUAUGAAUUCAUAUAUGGAGGAAAUAUAUGUCAAGCUAAAAGGGAA